CGCGCUUCCAAGAAUCCCGACUCACAUACGCAAACAUGGGCAAAUCUCCAGAGGCAGAGGCGCCAGCCGAGGUGUGCCCCGUCGAUGACAAGACCCGCGCGGCGUGGUUGAAGGCAAACCCAACGGCGUCGUUCCCCGGCGCAGCGAAGGGAGCGAGCGACGCAAAGAAAGGCAAUGCCUGCGAUUCCGAAGAUAUCACCCAGGCUCCUCCGGCGCAGCCUGGGCUAUUCGCGCGAUUUUUCUCUUCGACGCCUCCUGCGGAUGCGGCGGCCGUGUCGACAGGACUCGGUACGCAGCGCGUGGUUUCGACAAUCCCUCGCGCAUCGCCAGUCGACGACAGCGAAGGCUCGAAGCCGGCGAAUAGCGAGAAGGAGAGCGGAGUUAGUGCGAGCGGGAACUGGAUAUACCCUUCAGAGAAGAUGUUCUUUGAUGCAAUGAAGAGAAAGGGUCACUCAAGCGAUCCUAAGGAGAUGAAGACCAUCGUACCGAUACACAAUGCAGUAAACGAGCGAGCAUGGAAGGAGAUCAAGGAAUGGGAGAAGCCAUAUGGAGCCGACGAGAAAUGUGGAGGACCUAGGCUACACUCAUUCCUGGGACUCUCAACCUCGAUGUCUCCGAAGGCACGCUUCAACAGUCUGCUUGGAUAUACUACACCAUUCGAUCGCCACGACUGGAUUGUUGAUAGGUGUGGCAAGAAGGUUGAGUAUAUCAUUGACUUUUAUGCUGGCAAGGAUGAGGGGAAAGGCAAUGGCAAGCUGAGCUUCUACUUGGAUGUGAGGCCGAAGCUCAACAGCUUUGAAGGCUGGAAGAUGAGAGCCGCGAAGACGAUUGGUCUUGUAUAGAGUAAUGUAAAACAUAGAUGUACAGUAUUAGGGUGGCUAGGCGUUGGAUAGGGUGGUUGGGCAUUACGAGAAUCUCCCGAACCAGGAACUGUACUUAAAAGACACUGUAAAUUUAGGCUAUGGAGCUUCACAAUCAGAUCUAGCUUCUCAUGUUGAAAAGGAGCCUCGCUACCAC
This is a messenger RNA of Pseudogymnoascus verrucosus, 1017 nucleotides long. It is a transcript of the gene CYT2, whose product is annotated as Cytochrome c1 heme lyase. The record is from RefSeq and is a predicted model, not a curated record. The coding region runs from base 36 to 842 and encodes 268 amino acids. Gene Ontology annotation, biological process: cytochrome c-heme linkage. Lineage: Eukaryota; Fungi; Ascomycota; Leotiomycetes; Thelebolales; Thelebolaceae. Gene Ontology annotation, molecular function: holocytochrome-c synthase activity. The transcript is spliced from 2 exons. Gene Ontology annotation, cellular component: mitochondrion.